Thelazia callipaeda (thelaziosis nematode) is the source of this 2562-nucleotide messenger RNA. NCBI's taxonomy places the organism in Eukaryota, Metazoa, Nematoda, Chromadorea, Rhabditida, Thelaziidae. The record is from the annotation of a GenBank genome assembly.
AUGAUGACUACUUUACAGCAUAAUAAUUACAUUCUUCAAAUUCGUAAAAUAGCACAGAAUUAUACGUUGAAUCCGAUUAACUGCGUACUACCACGAGGAAUGUUUUAUCCAUCAGAUGUCUUGAACUGUCUUUGCAAUAUAUUGAUCAAAAACAGGGUAUCACUAAUUGUUUACGUGACUGCGCAAGAAACAUACGAUCAAAUGACGUCUGCAUCGCAGUACUUCUUGCAUAUGGCAUCUCAAACUGGCAUUCCAAUCAUCGCGUGGAAUGCUGACAACGCCGGAUAUUCACAAAAUUGGGAUUUAACGCAAUACCGUAUUUUACAAAUGGCACCACCAAUCGAACACCAAAUUAAGGCUAUGAUCGCAAUUUUGAAACGCUAUAAUUGGCCCAACUUUGGUAUUGUACGUUCAAAAAUUGCAGGAUCACUUGACUUCCUGCAACUUUGCAUGACAAAUUCAAGGCUUUGUAGAUUCAGAAUAGUUCAUGAAGAAGAAAUAGAUGACAAAGAUGACUUGAGACGAAUCAAGGAGCAACUAAUGACUUUGAAAAAAUCAGAAGCAAAAAUAAUUUUGUUGUACAGUACAUCUAGUGCUGCUAGAAAAAUAUUUCAGGCAGCAUUUGAAGUGGAUAUGAUUGGUGAACGGUAUUUAUGGAUAGGCACGCAAUCAGUGAAAGGUACUACAACUAGCUUGACUCCACCCAUGCAGCCAGGCAUGCUUACAAUAAAUUUUCAUACUGUAUCAAAUGCCAUGCUCCCACCAACUGAUGAUGUACUUCCACUUGUUAUCGGUAUUGCACCUAAGCUUUUUGGUAUUGCACUGAGCAAGUUAGGUGCUAAUGAAUCUCAUACAUUACAACCGAAUUUAUCGUGUGAAAACAGACCUCAACAAGCAAAGUGGCCAGAAGGCGAAAUCAUUUACAAAAAAAUGAAGGAAUCUUAUGUGAAAGGAAAUCCAUACCACGCCAAAGAUGGAUAUGAUUCUUUUGUUUACCGGUUUAACGAGUACGGUAAACUGAAUGAUACAUAUCUUACGAUAUCUAAUCUAAGAAAAAAAAGCAAUACUCUCGUCUGGGAUAAGGUAGGAGAAUUUACCGGUAAUGAAUUACGUAUGGCAGAUAUUGAAUGGCCAGGAGGUAAAGCGAAUCCACCAGAAGGUACAGCUGAUAACUUCCAUAUUACUAUUGUAACGCUACAUGAACCACCGUUCAUAAUAGUAUCAGAUUUGGAUGCAGAUACUGGUACUUGUCCUGGAAAUCGUGGAUCUAUUUGUGAUUGGGGUACUGAGCAAUUCGUCAAAAAUGCAGUGUACACCAAUCGAACAGUAAACAAAUGCUGUUCUGGUUAUUGCAUUGAUUUGCUAGAAAAACUUGCUAGAGAUAUUGGUUUUACUUAUACGCUUUACAAAGUUCGCGAUGAAAAAUGGGGCAUAAAAAAUGAGAAAGCAUGGAAUGGUUUAAUACAAGAUCUAGUGACCAAUAAAGCAGAUAUGUGUGUGACCUCGCUGAAGCUUAACUCAGAACGAGCUCGUGAUAUUGACUUCUCGAUUCCUUUUCUGGAAACCGGCAUCACAAUUAUUGUCAAAGUGAAAAGUGGUGUGUUAUCACCAACCGCUUUUCUUGAACCAUUUGAAUACUCAACUUGGGUACUUAUUUUGUUGGUUUCGAUCCAAGGUGCCGCUUUCUCAAUAUUUAUUUUUGAACGGCUUAGUCCAUCUAAUUGCAAUAAAGAACAUCACCCUUCAACAAGUCACGAAUUUUCAUUAUGUCGAGCUUACUGGCUAGUCUGGGCCACGCUGUUCGGAGCUAGUGUUUCUACCGAUAAUCCACGUUCAAUGGUUAGUCGUUUUAUGGCAUUGGUAUGGGCUGCUUUUGGUCUUACGUUUGUUGCUGUAUAUACUGCGAAUUUAGCAGCUUUUAUGAUUACUCGUGUACAGUUUUACGAUCUUAAAGGAAUAGAUGAUGACAGACUAGUAUACGCUGAACACCAAACACCACCGUUUCUUUAUGGUACUGUAGAAGGUGGAAACACUCAUGAAACAAUGAAAAGAAAUUGGUUUAGAGUAAAUCAGUAUGUCACGAAUAAUAAGCUGUUUCGGGAUAAUAUAUCUGCUGGAAUAGAAGCUGUUAAAAAAGAAGAAUUGCAUGCUUUCGUUUACGACGCUGUGGUACUCGAUUAUCAUGCAGGCAAAGAUCCAAACUGUGAAUUGAUAACUGUUGGAAAAUGGUCUUCAAUGACUGGCUACGGAUUUGGCUUUCCAAAAAAUUCGCCAUAUCUCCACAAAGUUAAUCAUUACAUGCUGCAAUAUCAUCAAAAUGGUGAUUUGGAGAGAUUGCAAAAUUUCUGGAUGACUGGAGCUUGUACGCCAGAUUCCAAUAGCCAGACUAGAAGUGCUCCACUUGGCGUAGGAAACUUCAUGAGUGCAUUCUGUUUGCUGAUAGUGAUUGGUAUCUUCUCUCUUGGUUUCGAAUAUUUAUUCGUAUAUCAACUGAAAAAACGUGUACGAUAUUUUGAUCAAUCAGGAUGGCGCGGACUUCUUAGCACGGUCUUUCUUUUUUAA